CCGGUUGGUGGCGGUAAUGAAACUUUAAGCGGGUUUUACCAAUAAACCCACGAAGAAGAACAACAACAGGAGAGAAGAAGAAGUCACUACACCCUCCGCUGUUUUUACUCCGAACUUUCCUUCAUCGAAUCGAACUUUUCUUCUUUCCUAUCAGAACUCGGGUUUACAGAUCCGGAUCAGAAGCGGGUCCGCGAGUCCAAGCAGAGCAGGGAUUUUCAUCGUCUGAUCUCAUUAACGCCGACUGAGGAAGAGGAGGAGGAGGAGGAGCUGAUCCAUCUCUGCUCCUCGAGACAUGAGCCCUGCCCUCCUGCACUAGACCCGGACCAGGACUGCAGGCCAGGAUGGGGAACAGCGCGCUGAAGUCCCACUUGGAGACGUCCCAGAAGACGGGCGUGUUUCAGCUGACAGGAAAAGGUCUGCCAGAGUUUCCAGAGGAACUUCAGAGACUCACGUCCAACCUGAGGACUGUGGAUCUGUCCGGGAACAAGAUCGAGGUCCUUCCUGCGUUCAUCGGGAACUUCCUGCAGCUGAAGAGUCUGACCCUGAACUGCAACCGUCUCACUGUCCUCCCUGAGGACAUCGGGAAGCUAAAGAAGCUGGAGACCCUGAGUCUGAACGGGAACCGGCUCCAGCAGUUGCCCCCYGCUGUGGGCCAGCUCAGAGCCCUGCGGACCCUCAGCCUGUCYGGGAACCAGUUCUCUAGUUUCCCCUCUGGACUGGGAACCCUGAGGCACCUGGACCUGCUGGACYUGUCUCAGAACCAGAUCCGGACCGUUCCUGCGGAGGUAUCUGAGCUGCAGGCUAUCGAGAUCAACCUCAACCAGAACCAGAUCUCAGGACUGUCAGCGGAGGUGUCCCGCUGUCCCCGUCUGAAGGUCCUCCGUCUGGAGGAGAACUGUCUGGAACUGUCCUCCAUCCCCUCGUCCAUCCUGACCCAGUCCCAGGUGUCCCUGUUCUCUGUGGAGGGAAACCUGUUUGAGGUAAAGAAGCUGCGAGACCUGGAGGGCUACGACCAGUACAUGGAGCGUUUCACCGCCACCAAGAAGAAGUUUGCCUGAAGAACCCCUGAGAGUCCAAGUCCUGGACCCAACAAGACCUGACCCUGCAGCUAGACUGGUCUAACACCCCCCCACAAGACUCUGCAGCCAGACCGGUCUAAUAACCCCCACAAGACCCUGCAGCCAGACCGGUCUACCCCCCACCUACCCAAGAUCCUGCAGCCAGACUGGUCUAACACCCGCCCCCAAGACCCUGCAGCCAGACCGGUCUAACACCCCCGCUAAGACCUGACCCUGCAGCCAGACUGGUCUAACAACCCCCCACAAGAUCCUGCAGCCAGACUGGUUCUGAUGGAGAAAGAUGCUAAAAACCGAGACGAUGUCUCACUCUGGUGAUGAUGGACGACAUGAAUCUGAUUUAACAAACAGACAUUUCAGAGCAGUUCUGGAACUGUUCUGGAUCAGUUCUGGAACUGUUCUGGAACUGUUUUGGAUCAGUUCUGGAACUGUUCAGAUCUGUUCUGGAACUGUUCUGGAUCAGUUCUGGAUCAGUUCUGGAACAGUUCUGGAUCAGUUCUGAAACUGUUCUGGAUCAAAUGAACCUCACACAGCUGAUCCACACAGGACAGACUCCUGGGAAGUUUUUUUAUUUCUGAAGUGAUUUUGCUAAAACCUCAGACCUGUACCUGACUGGACCCAGACCAGACGGAGGUCCAGAACUGUUGAAUAUCUGUGAACUUUGAUCUGGAUCCAAACAGAACCGACAUGUUUGUCUCGUAGCUCCGGUCCUGCUGAGUUCGUUCACGUGUUGGGGAGACACCCGAACUUUGUUUGUCUGUAGAUGUUCUGGUCCCGGAUGAUCCGGUUCAUUCUGGUCCCAGAUGUCCUGGACGUUCUGGUCUCUGAUGUUCUGGUCCCAGAAGGUCUCUUUGCUGCCAUGAGGGGCGAUCAUGUAAUCGAUGUUAGCGAACAGAAGGUGGUGGUAGCUGAGAGUUGUCCUCAUCAAAUCCUCUGAGGGCUAACAGGAUCUUUGUUUCACACUUCAAAGGUUUUCUGUCUGAAGUCACUUCUGCACAUUUCUGACACAAAACAUCUGAAUCUUCAUCGCCUCGUUAGUAUCCAUCAGGUUCUGGUUCUGUGAAAACAUUAAAGCUGCAUGAUUGAAUCCAGGAGUUUUAUUAAAUGUUUGUUCUGUUUGCUCCUGAUGUUCUGAAUGUCUGAACUGAUGAAAUAAAUGUUGGACUCAUUAAUUUAUAAAACCUGUUUCAGGAUGAACUGAA
Messenger RNA from Austrofundulus limnaeus, 2278 nucleotides. RefSeq names its product leucine rich repeat containing 57 (gene lrrc57). Gene Ontology annotation, cellular component: cytoplasm. Gene Ontology annotation, molecular function: protein binding. The record is from RefSeq and is a predicted model, not a curated record. NCBI's taxonomy places the organism in Eukaryota, Metazoa, Chordata, Actinopteri, Cyprinodontiformes, Rivulidae. The coding region runs from base 342 to 1058 and encodes 238 amino acids. The transcript is spliced from 6 exons.